AUGGCACCAUUCGAAGCCCUUUAUGGGAUGGGAUUUAGGUCUCCCAUAGGGUGGUUUGAAGCUAGGGAAGUAGAGCCAUUGGGGGUUUACUUAGGAAGGGAUGCUCAAGAUAAGGUAAGAAGCAUCCAAGCUAAGCUUCUAGUGGUUCAAAGUCGUCAGAAGGAGUAUGUUGAUCACAAGGUGAGGGAUAUGACAUUUGAGGCUGGUGAGCAAGCACUUCUAAAAGUAUCACCCAUUAAAGGGGUGAUGAGGUUUGGCAAGAAGGGCAAACUUAGCCCUCACUAUAUUGGUCCUUCUAAAAUUCUUGACUGUAUGGUGUACAGGGUUGUCUUACCACCUAGCUUGUCUAGGGUACACCCGUUUUUCCAUGUGUCUAUGUUGAAAAAGUACCAUGGGGAUGGGGACUACAUUAUUAAAUGGGACUUAAUAUUAUUAGACAAGAAACUUCAGUAUGAGGAAGAGCCAAUUGCAAUUCUUGAUUAUGAUGUUCAGAAAUUGAGGACUAAGGAGAUCAAUAUGGUUAAAGUUCAAUGGAAACAUCAUUCGAUAGAGGAAUCUACAUCGGAGACUAAGAAAUACAUGCGAGAUAAGUAUUCUCAAUUGUUCGACAAAACAGGAACUACUCUAUCUUUACUUUAG
Molecule: messenger RNA, 639 nt
Organism: Solanum dulcamara
Lineage: Eukaryota; Viridiplantae; Streptophyta; Magnoliopsida; Solanales; Solanaceae
Exons: 1
Coding region: 1-639 (212 amino acids)
Source: RefSeq, a predicted model, not a curated record